AUCCACUUCAUUAAUUUGAGUACAAAUGCAGAAUUCGGAAUGAAAAAACACUGAAGCAUCAACUUUGGGGGACCAAGCUAUGACUAGACCACCAGAUGCAUUAGGGGCAUCUACAAAGAAACUAUGUGAAGAAUCAAAUCCUAAUCCCGCAUUCUAUGGGAAACUACUCUCCAACGUGAUCUUGUUUCUAAAACGAAAAUAAGGUCUGAUUUAUUAGAAUGAACUAAAUCGACAGCUGUUUGGAAAGUAAGGGAUGGCCCAAUUCCUCUCACAUUCUAGGCCAGUAGCCUCAUUUAUCCGACUGGGGCCACUUUAGACUAACUUCCUCCACCUUAUCAUUUUCACCAGGAUCUUCCACAAACUAUUUCUUCGGCGUAGGAGUGAUCUGAUAUCCCUCUCCACCUCUUGAAGUGGGCGCUUGUGGCACCCAAUCAUUGGGUCGUCAAAAUUAGACCCACACUUAUUCAACUUCAUUAUCAUUUCACCUUCAGCUUCUUCAAAUACUUCUUUCCCUUCAUUAAUCACCAUGCAUGCCCUCAAAAUUCGCGACUACCUAGCGCACUUGCCCACAUGCCGAGUCGGGGGAAGGUCAGAACUAGGAGUACGGCUCUUGAUUACAAAGCAAAGUUCGUCCUCCUCGGAGAGAGGGGUAGUGGAGUCCUCCCUCUCAAGAUUCUCAUUGCCCAGUUCAAGGGACGAUUGGACCAUCUCCCGCGAAGGCGAGGGAAUAACCCCCUUCGAGUACUCAUUAUUAGCAGCUCUUCGCGACUUCGCCCUUUCCUUUUACUACUCCCUUCACGCUUUCCCAUCGCUGGAGAACCAGCAAGCCGAGUUUUAAUCAUACCCUUGUGGGUCCUGGUAGUUCCGACCUGAGGGUGAGGAGAUUGCACAGUUAGCUGCUUCUUUUCCCAAGUUGGUGGUGAUCACGAUGGACCUGCCGCUCUUUCUCCAACACAGCAUCUUUGUCAUUGCGCCGACGGGAGGAGCUAGUUGCACGAGGAUCAUUAUCAUGGUCACGAGGAGAGGUCAGCUUCCUCUGGUUGAGCCCAACUUUGACUUUUAGUGAUUUAGCCAGUUUGAAUCCUCGAGGUCUCUGCCUACAUAUCAUAGCCACUGUAUCAGGAGAAUUAGUAGCCAUAGCUUAACGAUUGCGUGGAUGAGUCGGUGGAUGCUGGGCAUAUUUCUGAACACCCCAGCAUGUUCAGUGUGACUCCCAACACCGUUUUUGUUCUCUCGAGGCUCUCGAUAGUCCUUGUUAACCCAUACCGAUUUAACCACCCCGUGAAAAGUUUGAUUGUCAUCUUUAGUAUCAUAGAUUCUAGUCCCUAAUUUCUUAGUGGAUAUAUGAAGACCAAAUUUUUCCUUGCGGGUUGGUGGAUCAAAAGUACAGGCACGGAGUGAAUAGCUCACCCUCCCACAAUGGAAGUAGAAGCUAGGGAGGUAUUCGUACUUCAGACUAACCCAAAAGCACCCAUGUCAUCAUUAGCAGCAAUAACCUGUGAUUGUAGCUGUUUUGUGAAAUCAAUUUGAGUCUUGACUUUCACAAACCAACGACCCAUAUCCGGACAGGCAAAAAUGCCUGCUUCCAGAACUUUCCCAAUAGUGGUAUUCACCACUUUUCGUCCAAAUUACUGAGUGCAACAAUGUUCUUUCACAUCCCACAGUUGGACUCAGAAUGGUACAAUUGCAAGGUCAUCAUAAAUUCUCUCUGUGAUGAAAGGAGCCCAUGAUCUUAGGUGACGAAUCUUAUCUUUGAUCACCCAUGGAGUUCAUUUUAGCACCCAGACCUUGGCCUCUUCGUCAGGGAACAUGAACUCAAACAGCCCGUGUUUUGCCAUCACCACCCUGACCCGACCCUGGAUUUGUCGUGGAGUGAGCACUACUUCUCGAAGCUAUGUGGUCAUCAUUCCAUUCUCAGUGUAGUCGUCCAAGUAAGGAGUGGGCAGUUCAGUAUUUUGUAGAUUGCACCUCUUCCAUCGAAAACUAUACCACCUAGUCCGAGGUAACAUGAGCCAUCUUAUGAUCCUGUAAACAAGGUUGGGUAACAAAAUUAUUAGAAUGCCAUUCCACCUUAACUGAUGGCGGACGAGUCAUUCUCAUGCAGCCCAUGAAAGCAGCGUGCAGGUAGCUAGUCGCAGGAUCACAAGAGAGGCGAGUAACCAUAGUGAUCUGACGAGGGUAAAGGGAAUCAAGGACAGGGUACCUAAGUUUGAAGACAAUAUGGGGACAUUUAUGCCUUCCUCUUCCCUCGCCACUAACUCAGCUCUUCGUUUAGUAAAUACGAGAGUGUCAGGUCUAGGGCUAAGGGUAUUAAAGAAAAGAGAUAACUCGUCCCCUGUGUUAGUCAUUGAUAGACCAUUAAUUGCACAUGUUUUUACUCCUAAUCUUACACCGUUUGAAUGUUAAUUCUCGUGUUUUAGGCCGAUUUCACGCUAGGUUGUUCUUGUUUGUGAUAUUUCAGGUCCUAGUACGUGAAUGAAGGUUUGGGAGCGAGUUCGGGGUCGAUUGGACGAAGAUCGGACGUGUGGCGACGCUGAGGAAGCCACACGGGCACUCCUAAAACCCACACGGCCGUGUAAUGAACCCAUGUGGCCGUG
Linum trigynum is the source of this 2597-nucleotide messenger RNA. The record is from the annotation of a GenBank genome assembly. NCBI's taxonomy places the organism in Eukaryota, Viridiplantae, Streptophyta, Magnoliopsida, Malpighiales, Linaceae.